Messenger RNA from Oldenlandia corymbosa var. corymbosa, 3102 nucleotides. The record is from the annotation of a GenBank genome assembly. Lineage: Eukaryota; Viridiplantae; Streptophyta; Magnoliopsida; Gentianales; Rubiaceae.
UGCAAUCUGUACCAGUAGUUGGAACAGUUAAAAUCUUUCUUCUUUUCUUUACAAUUAUUAAAAACUUUAAAAAAUAUUGCAAAUUUUAAAGAAGUAAAAUGGACUGAACACCCACCAUUGUAAUGGUUUAGAAAAAAAAAUAAAAAAAUCAGCAUAAUUAGUGAAGGAAAAAAAGAAACAAAAAAUUUGUCCAAAUUAGACCAAAAUUGACUAUAAAACAACCUCUUCUCUCUCUGCUUUACAUGCUCCUCAACUCCAACUCCACCCACACUCUCCCAUCAGUACUCUGUUUCUUCUCUUCCUUUUUUUUUUCUCUUCAGAAUGCCGCAGCACUGCUCUGUUCCUCUUCUAUUUUGAGGUGGUAGAAAGAAACAGAAGAGGGAUUUCUGAAAAGGAAACCGCAUUGCUUUGUUUUAGCCCAGUUCAAUUCAGAGCAGUGAGUGUGUGACUCUGUGUUUUUUGGUAUGCCAAAAACAGAGGCGGCAGAUCUGUUGAGUUAAAACAAGUCAUCCCUUAAUCCCUUUCCCCUGUUUUUUUUCCCCUUUUUGUUCAUUUUACUCUGUUUUUCAAUUGUUAACAAAAAAUGGCUGCGAUUUCUGGGGAAAAUCUGAUUCCGGAGUCGUUUAACGUGAGGGGACCGGCGGGUGACAUUGCGGCGCAAAUUGGGUUGAUAUGGGAAUUGGUCAGGACGCCAUUGAUUGUUCCCCUGUUGCGGGUGGCCGUCUAUCUGUGUUUGGCAAUGUCCCUGAUGCUGUUCUUCGAGAGGCUGUACAUGGGAAUCGUCAUCGUUCUGGUGAAGCUUUUCUGGAAGAAGCCUGAUAAGAGAUACAAAUGGGAGCCAAUGAGGGAUGAUUUGGAGAUUGGGAAUGCAGCUUUUCCCAUGGUUCUUAUCCAAAUCCCUAUGUUCAAUGAAAGAGAGGUGUAUAAGAUCUCCAUUGGAGCUGCAUGUAACCUUUCCUGGCCUGCAGAUCGUAUCGUGAUUCAAGUUCUUGAUGAUUCCACCGACCCUGUAAUCAAGGAAAUGGUUGAGAAAGAAUGCCAUAGGUGGGCAAGCAAAGGCAUUAAUUGCAGGUACCAAAUUAGAGAGACUCGGGGAGGGUACAAGGCCGGUGCACUAAAAGAAGGAUUGAAGCAUGAUUACGUUAAGGAUUGUGAGUACGUGGCGAUUUUCGACGCCGAUUUCCGGCCGGAACCCGACUUUCUCCGGCGAGCUAUCCCUUUCUUGAUGCACAAUUCCGAUAUCGCACUUGUCCAAGCUCGUUGGAGGUUUGUGAAUGCUGAUGAAUGCUUGUUGACAAGGAUGCAAGAAAUGUCAUUGGAUUACCAUUUCACCGUUGAGCAAGAAGUGGGAUCAUCCACUCAUGCAUUUUUUGGCUUCAAUGGCACCGGUGGGAUAUGGAGAAUCGCGGCUAUCAAUGAUGCCGGUGGCUGGAAAGACAGGACAACAGUGGAGGAUAUGGAUCUUGCUGUAAGAGCUGGUCUUAAAGGCUGGAAAUUUGUGUAUCUUGGGGACCUUCAGGUGAAAAGUGAGCUUCCAAGUACAUUCAAAGCCUUCCGUUUUCAGCAGCAUCGCUGGUCGUGUGGCCCUGCUAAUUUGUUUAGGAAGAUGUUCAUGGAAAUUGUAAUGAACAAGAAACUUGCAAUCUGGAAGAAGAUAUAUGUGAUCUACAGCUUCUUCUUUGUUCGAAAAGUGAUUGCUCACAUGGUCACCUUUUUCUUCUACUGUGUUGUUCUUCCCCUGACUAUUUUGGUCCCUGAAGUUGAUGUUCCAGUGUGGGGCGCCAUUUACAUACCCUGUGUCAUUACCACCUUGAACUCAGUUGGAACCCCAAGGUCAAUUCAUCUGUUGUUCUACUGGAUUUUGUUCGAGAAUGUGAUGUCGCUGCACCGAACAAAGGCUACAUUCAUCGGUUUGUUGGAGGCCAAAAGAGCUAACGAAUGGGUUGUCACUGAAAAGCUCGGAGAUACCCUGAAAAACAAAUCAAAAGAGAAAGGAAAACCAAAGAAGAUAGGAUUCAAGAUUGGAGACAGGUAAACUUACAUUUCUUUUUAUCAUCAUCAUUUCAUCACCCCCUUUAGCUAUUUCAUGAUCAGAGGUAAUUUCUGACUUAUACUGAUAUUGCAGAAUUCAUCUACUGGAGUUGGGAUUCGCGGUAUUCCUUUUCUUCUGCGGAUGCUAUGAUUAUCUAUAUGGACACAAGUUCUACUUCGUUUACAUUUUCCUUCAAGUGAUAACCUUCACUAUAGCUGGAUUCGGGUACAUUGGUACAAUAGUGCCAUCUUAGUGGCAAAGAGGAGUAAUCAAGAUUUACAAGCAAGCAAACAUAUGUCAACAGCAGAAGGAGGAAUCUCUCUUACAAUUGCAUUCUUUUCUGGUCUACACAAACAAAGUGUGCAUACAAACAAAAAGCCCCCUUCUUCAUUCAAGGUUUUGAGUUAAACCCAAAAGGCCAAAAACUCAAAAUCUCCAUUUGCAUUUUUUAGGAAGGAAUCCCCCAAGAGAUAUUGUCAGAAAUUAUAAGCAGUUCUAUAUAGUUCAGGAUUGAGAGGAAUAGUUGAAGGUCAGCCAGAAACCUCAGAUAUAGAUUAGAUAAACAGAUAAAUUAAUGUUUGUUUUACUAUAAGUAAUUGUAAUUGCGUGACAGUUGUGCUUAAAACAUCUUCAAACCAUUUGGCUUUCCAGCUUUUUUUCAGCUUGAUAGAGAAUGAUAAAUCUGAGGGCUACAGCCAACAGGAUGAAUAUGUAUGUAUUCAAAGUUUUGUUUACCUUUUCCCCUCGUCUUAAUCCAACAUAGCAUGGCAGAGCAAUAGUUCAAUGUAUAAAUGAAGAAUUUUCAAAUUAGUCAUAAUUGUAUCCGAUUUUUUGUUAUCUUCUUUUUAGGUAACAAGUAGAAGGCCUUGCCUGUGAACUAAAUUACUAUUUUUACAGAGGCAGAGGUAAACUAUCCAAUUAUACAAUGCUGAAAAUAUUGUUUCUUCCCAUAUCAAAGGUAACGCUAGGCGAUAAACACCCGUGAGACUAUGAGAUGUGACGUUGCUAAGUUGGCUGCCGCAAAAUUUUUGUCAUUAAUUUUUUUUUUUUUCCUUUUAGACUUUUAGACA